This is a messenger RNA of Leishmania mexicana MHOM/GT/2001/U1103, 1221 nucleotides long. RefSeq lists its product as hypothetical. The coding region runs from base 1 to 1221 and encodes 406 amino acids. The record is from RefSeq and is a predicted model, not a curated record. Lineage: Eukaryota; Euglenozoa; Kinetoplastea; Trypanosomatida; Trypanosomatidae. The transcript has a single exon.
AUGCCGUUUAUGUCGUCCAUGAAUGCCAAUGAAGGAUUCACAGAGCAGAUCGUCGAGACCCCCGGCUACUCUGAAGAGGAUGCGUUCGGUCACCGGGACCCCUUCAAGGCUGUCGAGCAUACACUGAAGACGAAGAGGAAAUCCUCGGCUUGCGAUACUGCCAGCGGUCGUGACACUCAGACGGAAGAGAUCGGCGCAUCGCCAGCGUACGACUCCACCGUUGACUCCACUGUCACUUCGGCACCGGAUACCGACUUGGCGAAGGAGGUGGACGCGGUGGCGAGUGGCCGAAACCGCCGCCGCAACCGCCGCAAGCGCACCGCGGACGCCAUCCUCGGCGAUGUCCUGCACGACGCCCUCCUUCUGCGCGACAUGGGCGAGAAGCCGACCGCUGACUUUGUGUAUAAGCGCACGCAAGAGCGGAUGUACGAGGAGGAGUACGGUCGAAAGCCGCCAAGUGCAAAAGAAAACGCCGCGAAGUUCAUUCCGUUCCCGCCUGACUUUCACCUGCACCGCCUGCUGCCGCUCUUUGGGGAGUGUGGCCGCGAUGCUGCCGAGGACGUCGCGACGGACUCGGCUUCUGGUGGUGCGGCUCGACCUGUCACCCCUGCGCCGGUGUACACGAAGAACUUCAUGAACACCUACGCGCUUAUGGCACCGGAUCCGUGGCCAGAGAGAGCUGUGACGCCCGAGAACCCGGUGUGGACCCGCCGCGACGUGGAUGCGGACAAGGAGAAGACCGGCGGCCGGGGACUGAAGGAGUGGGAGGAGCGCGUUUACGGCCCACGGCCCGGCUACGACGUCCAUGGAGAGUUCCUCGACGCCAUGGAUGAGCUGGGGCACUGGGAGGUGCAGCUGAUUCACUUCCUACGCGUGGUUCCGCUGAGUCAGCGCCGCAGCCUGCCGUUCCUUCAUGAGUGGUAUCGUCUUCUGGUGCAUCGCGUGAUUCGCGCCGAGCGCCGCUAUAUCCGCGUCCGUGACGCUGCUCUAGCAAACACCAAGGUCUCCACCUCACUGUUCAAGCGCACGGAGAAGCCGAUUGAUGCCGUCCGCAGCUACUAUGCGGAGGCGCACCGAUCCUUGGCCAGCGCCAACUACGACCCGCUGCGCAUGAAGAAAUCGGCCCUCGCGCCUCUGAUGCGCAUGACGGACGAGGAGUUUGCCGAGUGGAAAGAGGUGCAGCGGCAGCGUCGGAACUCGCUUGCUGCGGAGCUUGCUUAG